AUGUCGUCCAGAGCGCCGUCAGAGCAGACUCCCCUGCUCUCAGAGGUAGCCAGCUCUGCUGCUACCUCACUUGAGGAUGCCGAUGGUCCCCCGGCGACUACACCGUUGCCGAAAGGCCAAGUCGCUUUGCUCACAUUCACGAGACUGGCCGACCCCCUGGCGUUUGCUAUUCUAUUUCCAUUCAUCAAUUCCAUGGUAUUGAGGACGGGACAAAUAGCGGUGGAGGAAGUCGGAUAUUAUGUGGGCGCGAUCGAGAGUCUCUUCGCGUUAGUCCAGAUGAUCUUCCUCAUGCCAUGGGGCUGGGCGUCAGACAGAUAUGGUCGCAAGCCCGUUUUAUUGGUCUCUUUACUCGGCACAGUUCUGUCCACAAUUCUGUUUGGCUUUUCGACGCACCUAUGGCAGAUGUUCGCUGCACGAGCAAUCAGCGGUCUCUUCGGUGGGAAUGCCGUGGUAGUCCGGACUCUUUUCGCCGAAAUGUCUGAUAGUACAAACCAAGCGCGCGCCUUCGGUUUCUUCGCAUUCGCUUCGAACAUUGGUCUCAUGCUCGGCCCUCUGAUCGGGGGUACAUUUGCUGAACCGGAGACACAGUUUCCUCGUACAUUCGGCCGGAUUCCUCUCCUACGGAAGUAUCCAUACGCGCUGCCCUGCAUUAUCACCGGUGCAUAUGCGUUGCUCGCUUUCGCACUCAAUGUAAUCUUCCUUCGCGAGCCUGGACGUCGAGAGAACGAGGGUGUGCCGAAGGAGCAGCGCAAACCCUCGGUCCGCGCCGUGCUCACCCCGCCUGUGUUGAAGGCCCUCCUCGUCUUCAGUGCAACCACGAUCCUUGGAAUAGCGUAUAUGGCGCUUUUGCCUCUUUGGCUUUUCACACCCGUCGACCUAGGCGGGCUGUCCUUCUCACCAUCAGGGAUCUCUGUCAUUUUUGCCUCUAUCGGCUUUUCACAGUCGGUCUGGUUGCUUGUUGUGAUGCCGCCGCUGGAGAGGUCCCUCGGCACUUAUCGUCUUCUCCGAUCGUGCUUUACGUACUGGCCAUUAGGCUUCCUCAUGCCCAUACUUGCCAAUCAAUUCGCGAAAAGGAAUAACUCGGCCGGUGUAUACCUCAUUACCAGCGUUAUGUCCACACUCGGCGUUGGGACCGCGAUGGCAUUUACAUGCCUGCAGCUGAUCAUUAACAACGUUUCGCCGCGAGCUCACUUGGGCACGAUCAACGGCAUCGCUUUGACCGUCAAUAGUGCCUGGCGCACUGUAGGACCCACAGCUAUCACAUCCACGUUUGCUUUUAGUGUGGAACAUAACGUCCUUGGCCGGUACUUGGCUUGGACGAUCCUCGCUAUCUGGGCGGUCGUGGUGUAUUUUUUGAGUGCCCUUGCGCCUAAACAGGAUGUACGCAUGGCGGACGUCGUCGCACCCCCCACCACAGACGAAGAAGCGGCGGGUACUACGGGAACAGUCACAACCCAAGAUGACCAACAGUAA
This is a messenger RNA of Punctularia strigosozonata HHB-11173 SS5, 1473 nucleotides long. Its product is annotated as MFS general substrate transporter. Gene Ontology annotation, biological process: transmembrane transport. The transcript has 8 exons. Gene Ontology annotation, molecular function: transmembrane transporter activity. The record is from RefSeq and is a predicted model, not a curated record. Lineage: Eukaryota; Fungi; Basidiomycota; Agaricomycetes; Corticiales; Punctulariaceae. The coding region runs from base 1 to 1473 and encodes 490 amino acids.